AUGCUGGUGCGGUAUGCAGGAUUAAGAUGCUGUGGCAACGGCUACAUAUACGAUCAUAUCGCUGUUGACGGGUUGCCGUCGCAUUGCCAUGAUGCUGGUCUCGUGGCCGAAUUCGAUGCUUCAGGUCCUAAUACAAACGGAACGUGGUCUCAUUACCGUAUUGAGUCCCAGGGGAUACUUGGCCGAAACUUCAUUCCUAUCGAAGAUGAACCGACUAAAACCAUUGAUACGCUUGCGCAGCGUGAGGAAAACUAUUGGGCAACGACAGAGUGGCCUGUGGCGCACUGCUUAUUCACAUGGCGCAAACAAAUAAAGCUUCUUGGUCAACAUAUGAAGGAGCAUUCGAUCGAACCGUGGAAUACGAAAGAAGCGCACGUUAAACACUGUAGCGAGUAUAUCUGGAGUGUCAUCAGGCAGGGGCGGUCCUUAGAUGAAAUCACUACGUUCAUACCCGGAAACGGGCGUCAUAUGAACGAGUGA
Molecule: messenger RNA, 480 nt
Organism: Bipolaris maydis ATCC 48331
Lineage: Eukaryota; Fungi; Ascomycota; Dothideomycetes; Pleosporales; Pleosporaceae
Source: RefSeq, a predicted model, not a curated record